AUGAAUGUAUCUUCCUCGCAUAUUAAGGUGGCAAAGAUACCAGAAAGAGAACGAGGAUUUGGAACUCUGACGUCUAUUACUGAUGAUGUUCUUCAAGGCUGCCAAGCUGAUGAUUUACAAACCUUGCUUAGCGCAAUUUUGACCAACCAAGAAACUUGCUUGGAUGGGCUUCAAUACUCAUCAUCCUCAAGCAUCAAGAAUGCCCUAUUAGCUCCGAUAUCGACCUUAACCAUGCACUAUAGUGUUGCCCUUGCACUUUUUACUCAUGGUUGGGGUCAUGGCAUAGAUAGAUAUCUCACAAAAAGAGAGCACAUAUUUUUUGACUUGGAAGAUGGUGCAAGCGAAGGCUUACCAUUAUUAAUGCCAAGCGAGGAUAAACAAAUAUAUGAGUCGGUAAGCGGAAAAAGAGCUCUGAAAGCAUCAAAUAAUAGUGGUGUCUUGGUCAGGGAAGUGGUGGUUGUGGAUCUAAAUGGAUCCGGCAACUUUCGAACCAUUACCGGAGCCGUGGUGGCCGCACCGAAUAAAACCGUUGCUAGCCAUGGAUAUCAUCUGAUUUAUGUGGUCGCCGGGAUCUAUAACGAGUAUGUUUCCAUACCAAAAUAUAAGAAAUACCAGAUGAUGAUCGGAGCAGGUAUUAACCAAACAGUGAUUACUGGCGACCGUAGCGCAGGCGAUGGAUGGACAACAUUUAAUUCGGCAACAUUUGGUAAGCUAAUCAAAUCUAAUAUUAUGUGA
This is a messenger RNA of Dovyalis caffra, 735 nucleotides long. NCBI's taxonomy places the organism in Eukaryota, Viridiplantae, Streptophyta, Magnoliopsida, Malpighiales, Salicaceae. The record is from the annotation of a GenBank genome assembly.